Molecule: messenger RNA, 1115 nt
Organism: Phragmites australis (common reed)
Lineage: Eukaryota; Viridiplantae; Streptophyta; Magnoliopsida; Poales; Poaceae
Product: putative homeobox-leucine zipper protein HOX26
Exons: 2
Coding region: 54-755 (233 amino acids)
Biological process (GO): regulation of DNA-templated transcription
Molecular function (GO): DNA-binding transcription factor activity, RNA polymerase II-specific; sequence-specific DNA binding
Source: RefSeq, a predicted model, not a curated record
GCUCAUAGAGUUUUCUAGCUCGAUCGCCGGCCACCAACUCAUCAGCUUCGGCCAUGUCUAGCGUCACCACGGCCGGCAGCAGCAUGGAGGAGUACUCCGUGGAGGAGUUCGACACGCGGCUGUCUUUGGAGAUCGGCGGCGGAGGGAGCCGACCGCCGCCUCAGAGGAAGACGGUGCAGCUGUUCGGCGAGGUGUUCUCGCCGCAGGAGGCUCCGCUGCAAGACCAUGGUCGUCGCCGAGAGCCGACGGCGCUGGCGUGCAGGAAGAAGAGAGAGAUCGGUGUUGCUGUUGUUGCUGCUGCUAGGCAGAAGAAGAAGGCCAGGACGUUCCAGGCCGAGGACGGCGAUCCCCGGAGCUCGAGCGACAGCGGCGGCGGCGCGAGGAAGAAGCUCCGGCUCACCAGCGUGCAGGCUACGCUGCUCGAGGACAGCUUCCGCGCCCACAACAUCCUGCCUCAUGCUGAGAAGCGCGAGCUGGCGCGGCGGGUGGGGCUGAGCGCGCGGCAGGUGGAGGUGUGGUUCCAGAACAGGAGGGCGAGGACGAAGCUGAAGCAGACGGAGGUGGACUGCGACCUGCUCCGCCGCUGGUGCAACCGCCUCACCGACGAGAACGCGCGCCUCAGGCAAGACCUCGCCGAGCUCCGGACGUCGGCGUCCACGAGGCUCCCCGCUGCGGCGGCGGUCAGCGUCGUCUGCCCUUCCUGCUGCGACAAGCAGCUCGCCAUCGUCGCCGCCGGCGCUGCCGAGAUGGAGUAACUGAAUAACCGAUGAUCAAGCGAUGGAGUUAUAUUGACGACCACGCACGCAUGACAUUCAGGCAGAAUUCCAAGAAGGGAAAUUUCCGCUGUGAUGAGGUUCAACGGCAUACAGAGUUAUAUUUUCCCAUAAUUCUCUCUCCGUCUCUCUUUUCUGUAGAUGAUUAAGAGGGCUGGUGCUGAUGAUUCUAGCUAUUCAGUCAGAUACAUGGACAAGGUUAAUUACUACAAAAGGAUCUUAAUUCGUUCAAAAGUUAUCCAGGUUUACAUGCUGUUAGGAGAGGAUUUGACUGACCAGUAUAUGUUCGAUGAUACACAUCCAUACAUGAUACGAUCGAUAUUUUUCAAACUUGUUUCUGUG